AGCGUAGGUUCAGUUAUUUCCAGAAUCUACCGUUUCAAGACUACACUACUCAAAUUGUUUCUCAGUGAUCACGUCAUCGAAAAUGUCUGCUCCCGCCGCCGUUGAACAGCCGAUGGAGAAGCCGAAGUCAGUCAAGGAGAAAAAGCCCAAGGCUCCCAAGAAGCAGCCCAAACAGGCCAAAACCGCUUCUCACCCUCCAUAUUUUCAGAUGAUUAAGGAGGCGUUGGUGGCUCUGAACGAGAAAGGCGGUUCGAGCCCUUACGCGAUAGCCAAGUACAUGGAGGAGAAGCACAAGGCGGUGCUGCCCGAGAAUUUCAGGAAGAUUCUUGCGUUGCAGCUCAAGAACCAAACCGCCAAAGGGAACCUCCUCAAGAUCAAGGCCUCCUACAAGCUCUCCGGUGCCGCCAAGAAGGACAAGAAGGAAAUCUCGAUGAAGCAGCAGAAGCCGCAGCAGCGCCCCAAGCGGAGUGCCUCCGUGGCGGCGAAGGUUGGUGUUAAGAAGACGAAGAAGGUGUCGACGCCGGCAAAGCCGAAGCAGCCAAAGUCGCUAAAGUCUCCGGCAAAGAGGGCCAGGAAGGGCACUGCAGCUGCCUGAUGGUGUUUUAGUUGAAUAGGGAAAUUGCAUCAUGUAACUAACUAUGUGAAUAUGAAUAGGGCCAUAGAGGCGUAGUUUUAUGUUUUAGUAUCGUCCUUUCACACUUACUAUAAUAAUCUUCCAUUUCCAUGUAAUAUAUGACCCUAUCAACUGGAGGUUAGUUUUUGUCUGUUUGUGUUAAA
Arachis ipaensis is the source of this 777-nucleotide messenger RNA. It is a transcript of the gene HIS1-3, whose product is annotated as histone H1-3. The record is from RefSeq and is a predicted model, not a curated record. Gene Ontology annotation, biological process: nucleosome assembly; negative regulation of DNA recombination; chromosome condensation. Gene Ontology annotation, cellular component: nucleus; nucleosome. NCBI's taxonomy places the organism in Eukaryota, Viridiplantae, Streptophyta, Magnoliopsida, Fabales, Fabaceae. Gene Ontology annotation, molecular function: structural constituent of chromatin; double-stranded DNA binding; nucleosomal DNA binding.